UUUUUCAGUUUUUUCAGAGACACCAGCUGACAACACAACAAAGAUAAAUCUUAUAAUUGCCAUAACAAGCGCUUGUUUUGUAGCAUCUGUUGUUUGCGCCGGCUUCCUAGUUUGUGCCAUUAGAUAUCUAAAAAUACUUGUGAAACAAAAGAAUUUGGAAGCUGCACCUCUCAUAGUGGGGAGACAGGUUGAAGAAGGGGACAUGGAAGAAAAUACAGGCUAUCUGGAAGAAAUUGGAGCAGAUAUGCCUGAGUUAAGCCAAGAACAGCCAUGCACAGAGCCUUCAUCCCCCCAUGCAGACCUUCAAGAGACUCCACAAGGGGCAGAGGGCAUCAGUAUUCGAAAGGAAGCAGAAAUGCAGCCAUCUAAGGUUCCAGCUGCAGUUGUGAGACCCAAGCCAUGGUCCCUAACCACUCAGCCACAUGUACAUACCUCAGAUGAGGAGGACUCACUGCAAUAUAUUGGGUCACAUGAUGAUGAGACAGUACCAUUGAUUCGGAGAGGUAGCCAAGAAAUCAGUUCACCUAUGGAUCCAGUAUUCAAGGCUGGAGGUAUUGAAGUAGUUCUCCAUCAAACCCCUCCCCUUAAAGAAGAUGAACAGAGCAAAUCUUCAAUGACAGAAGAUGCCACAGAACCUUCCGUAGCUCAACAAACCUUACCAGACAAGCAUGAAGACCUACCAGAUACAGCAGACCAGCGUACAGAAGAUUCUGCACAUGAAGAAGAUAGAACGGAUGCAGGCCCCAUGUCUGAACAUAGAGAUCUAAGAACAGAAAAAGAGGACGAAGAAGAGACUAGCAUUAAACAAAUAUCAGGCUCAGCAGAAGAUACUAAUGACAUUCCUCCUGACAUAGAAGAAAUUGCAAGAGCAGCUGCAUUAGUGCGUGUGCCAAGCGAUGAACUGAGCUUCCCUGUCCAAGAGAGUACACAUGAUGACUCGGACGGGUUAGAAGCCUUAGGUGCUGUAGGAGGCAGAUCAGAGUCUCCCUUCAGCCCGCUGCCUUCAGCUCAGGCAGAUUCUGACACAGAAAGCUCGUCUGGUGAUGAAGCUUACGAGAGGAAGGUGCGAGUUGCGAUUAGGGACAGCGUGGCAAAAAGUCUUUUUACAGGACUUGCCCAUCAUCUAAGUAACCCUGCAGGACCAGGUCCGGACUGGGUACCUCUGGCCCGAGCAGCGGGCGUCACAGGGCCAGAAAUAGACCACAUCAUUAAUGAAGCAGCCCAGGACCUUGACAAAGACAUUAGAAAAAUGUUAGAGAGAUACGAGGAAGGCAAAACUGGUGACAGGCCAAUCAGUGAGCUGUAUGGGGAGCUUAUUGCGCGAAAGAGACAGGAGUUAUAUAAUACUUUUAGAAGAGACCCACCAAGCUAAAUUGUACUGGUACAAUAGCUCAAUCAAUCAGAAGAGUGCUCGCUUUGUAACCAGGAGGUCGUGAGUUCAAAGCCCGGCCGGGUCAUACCAAAGACUUUAAAAAAUGGUACAUACUGCUUUCUCUGCUUAGCACUCAGCAUCUAUGAGAAAGAGUAUGGGAAGUUCAAGCACACAACGCUACUAGCAGGCUACCCCCCUGCUGUAGUGCUUGCACAACUGCGUGGGCCCAAGGGCUAUAGAAAUGGCGAUGGGCGCCGCCCCUAUGCUCUGCACAGAGUGAAAAGGGAACAUAGCUAAAUAUAUAGCUAUGGAAAGGGACUUGGGAUCCGGAUGGCUAAAAUAAAUCGAUUUUGGCAAACCUAGUGAACAUGACAAAGCAAGUGUAUAUUAUCCAGUUAAAUUUCAUAAGUCUACUCAAUGCACACAUUGCACUAGCUUGUACUACUGUUAACCCACUGUAAGCUAAGGUGGGUCUUAACAGCAUAGACGUAUAUGAAAUAGGUACACUAGCCUGUAUCUCGCUAACUGCAGCAUAUCUGGUGUAAUGUGUGUGUUGAAUAGACCCAUAUAUUAGUGUGCCUGUUGUAGCAUUAUACUUAUAUGGUACUAUGUAUCUUUUUUCAUUAUUAUUACAUUUAUUAUUACAUUUUCUGCUUAUUCCAGUUAAGUUAUGAAUAGCGAUCUGCUUGUAUAUAUUAAGCAAAUUCUGCUUGUAUAUAUUAAGCAAAUUCUGCUUGUAUAUAUUAAGCAAAUUCUGCUUGACAGUGUAUAUAUUACGCAAAUUCUGAUUGUAUGUAUUACGCAAAUUCUGCUUGACAAUGUGUAUAUUAAGCAAAUUUUACUAGGUUUGCAGCUUUGAAGACGUUUCAAAUGUGAGACGUCUCGAAAGUUUAAAAUGAUGUUAAGAAGCAUUAGAAUAUUUAGAUGUAAGAAUCCUGUUUAUGUUAAUCUGCAAUCAUACUUCAAUCUUUCUUCUCCAGAAGAAAGACGAUAGUCAACGCAGCUUCUUGCUGUAGAACAUAAUAAGAAGAUACAGAAGGAAACACAGUCAGCGUUUGUUAGAUAGCUUGGAAUAAAAACAGUGCAUUGAAGUAUUUUUGUUGUUUCAACUGGCUCAAAAUAAAGGGUCGAUAAUGA
Molecule: messenger RNA, 2509 nt
Organism: Branchiostoma belcheri (Belcher's lancelet)
Lineage: Eukaryota; Metazoa; Chordata; Leptocardii; Amphioxiformes; Branchiostomatidae
Exons: 5
Coding region: 203-1372 (389 amino acids)
Biological process (GO): signal transduction
Molecular function (GO): protein binding
Source: RefSeq, a predicted model, not a curated record